GACGGAGGCGGCGUCUGCGGGAGGGAGCGGCGCGGCUGCGGUGGAAGGCGAGGGAAGCGGGCGGCUUCUGCAGAAUCGCCUCCUUUCCCCUGGCUCGGUGCGGGAGACGCGCGGACACAGGCUCCGGAGAGCUGGCCGCGGAAGGUAAAGUAUGUGCAGAAUUCCACAACAAAGGUUUUAAGAAAAGUGAACAUUAUGGCAAAGUCACCAGAAGGAAGUUCAGCAAAAAGUAACGUUCAUCCCACGUUGAAAAAUUCUGCCAUUAAGUGCCAAACAAAUCCAAAAAAGAAUUACCGGUAACUGGGAAUCUAAAUCACAAUUACUCCUGAUCUAAAUAUAAAGAAACAACAAUAACAUCAAUGCACAACCACGGGUUGUGGUGCCUUUUUCAUAUUUGAGUUUCAGUCCUCAUAAUUCAUACGUGUCUCCAUGUUUAAAACUCCUUUAGUUGUAUAUACAAUAAAUCAAAGUUAGAACUGGCUUGCUGUUCAUUAGAAUAACUGUGCUAAAAAUUUGCCAAAAUGAGUGCAGAAGGAUACCAGUACAAAGCUUUAUAUGAUUACAAAAAAGAACGAGAAGAAGACAUUGACCUACAUUUGGGAGAUAUUUUAACUGUGAAUAAAGGUACUUUAGUUGCUCUUGGAUUCAGUGAUGGAGAAGAAGGAAAACCUGAGGAAAUUGGUUGGUUGAAUGGCUAUAACGAAAUGACUGGGGAAAGGGGAGACUUUCCAGGAACUUAUGUAGAAUAUAUUGGAAGGAAAAAAAUUUCACCCCCUACUCCAAAGCCCCGUCCAGUUCGACCACUACCCAUGGCACCAAGUCCUGCAAGAGUCGGAACAGAAGGUGAUCAAUCAGUGUUUACACUUUCGGAUCUUUGUGAGCAGUUUUCACCUCCAGAAAUUGCACCACCUCUUCUUGUGAAAUUAGUGGAAGCUAUUGAAAGAAAAGGUCUGGAAUGUUUGUCAUUGUAUAGAUCCCAAGGGUCAAGCAGCAAUGUUGAAUUAAGACAGAUUAUUGAGUGUGAGGUUUCUUCAGUGGAUUUUGAGGGAAUUGAACUUCACAUUUUAACAGAUGCAUUGAAGAGGUACUUUCUCGACUUGCCAAAUCCUGUCAUUCCAGCAUCUGUUUACAAUGAAAUGAUUUCUGUAGCACAAGAAGUACAGAACUCAGAAGAAUAUGCUCAAGCGUUGAAAAGACUCAUCAGAUCUCCUAACAUACCUCAACAGUAUUGGCUCACACUCCAGUAUAUCCUUAAACAUCUCGCUAGACUUUGCCAGAUCUCUACCAAAAACCCUUUAAAUGCAAAAUCUUUGGCUGAAAUUUUUAGCCUUUUGCUGUUCAGAUCUCCAAUAGCCAGCUCGGACAGUGAACAACAUAUAAAAAUAUUGGAAGUGUUAAUUACAAGUGAAUUGCAUGAGAGACAACCUGCACCAGCAUUGCCUCCAAAGCCUACAAAACCUAACACUGUAACAAAUAACGGUAUGAAUAAUAACAUGUCUUUGCAAGAUGCUGAAUGGUACUGGGGAGAUAUUUCAAGGGAAGAAGUCAAUGAGAAACUUCGUGACACUGCUGAUGGUACAUUCCUGGUACGAGAUGCCUCCACCAAAAUGCAUGGUGACUACACUCUCACACUAAGGAAAGGAGGAAAUAAUAAAUUGAUAAAAAUCUUUCAUCGAGAUGGGAAAUACGGUUUUUCAGAUCCAUUAACAUUCAAUUCUGUGGUUGAGCUAAUAAACCACUAUCGAAAUGAAUCUUUAGCUCAAUAUAAUCCAAAACUGGAUGUAAAAUUACUUUAUCCAGUAUCCAAAUAUCAACAGGAUCAAGUAGUUAAAGAAGAUAGUAUUGAAGCUGUUGGAAAGAAAUUACAUGAAUAUAAUAUUCAGUUCCAAGAAAAGAACAGAGAAUAUGACAGACUCUAUGAAGAUUAUACAAGAACAUCUCAGGAAAUUCAAAUGAAAAGAACUGCUAUUGAAGCAUUUAAUGAAACCAUAAAAAUAUUUGAAGAACAGUGCCAAACGCAAGAAAGAUACAGCAAGGAAUAUAUUGAAAAGUUCAAACGGGAAGGAAAUGAAAAAGAAAUACAAAGAAUCAUGCACAACUAUGAAAAGCUGAAAUCUCGAAUAAGUGAAAUUGUGGACAGUCGACAUAGACUGGAAGAAGAUCUAAAGAAGCAGGCUGCAGAAUACAGAGAAAUAGACAAACGCAUGAACAGCAUUAAGCCAGACCUUAUACAGCUCCGAAAAACUAGAGAUCAGUACUUGAUGUGGCUGACACAGAAAGGUGUUCGGCAAAAGAAACUGAAUGAAUGGCUUGGCAAUGAAAAUUCAGAAGACCAAUACUCUAUAGUAGAAGAUGAUGAAGAUUUGCCCCAUCAUGAUGAACGCACAUGGAAUGUUGGAAAUAUCAACAGAAGCCAAGCUGAAAAUUUAUUACGUGGGAAACGAGAUGGAACAUUCCUCGUUAGGGAAAGCAGCAAGCAGGGUUGCUAUGCCUGUUCUGUUGUUGUGGACAGUGAAGUGAAGCAUUGCGUAAUCAACAAAACACCUACUGGGUAUGGAUUUGCAGAGCCAUAUAACUUGUACAACACGCUGAAAGAACUGGUGCUACAUUAUCAGCAUACUUCAUUAGUGCAGCACAAUGACUCUCUCAAUGUCACAUUAGCCUAUCCAGUAUAUGCACAGCAGAGGCGAUGAAGAUGUUAAUCCUUUGGGGUUAUCUCUCUUUAUUAAAUACCCACAAAAGUUAAUUCGGCAGUCUUGAGGCUUCUGGGUAAAGAAGGCUUUUGAGUUGGAGCUAAGGUGUCAUGGCCUUCAGAUGGAACUGAAGCUUUCUUCACAACUGCAGCGGGAGAGGUCACGGUUGAGAGCUAUGGACACACACUUCUAAUCUAAAGUGCUUUAAAAAAAAAACUAAGCAAAAGUAAAAAUGCAGCGAAAGAGAGAAAUGCUACACCUGUCUCCCUGCAGGGACAUAGUGGCCUUUAAUCAUGGUGCUUGUUGACCAUCCCUUUGAAGCUUUACGGGCUCUAAAGUUGGAACUUUGAAGACCCCAACGUGCAGCGGGGGGCCAGCGCAAAAUGGCGGCAGAAAUUUCUCAGUCAUGACGUAGAAGAUGCGGUGUUCAGUGUGCAGUGGAUGCAGUUGCCGGCAUUGUGGAUUGCUGAUUUUCUGGUGAAUGAUAUGUAGCAGAACGGCACUUUCAAUUUUAAGGGACACUUUAAGACUCUGACAGGGUGUUGGUUGGAGAAAUGAACGUGGUAAUAGAAGUGCCAGGAAGUGUUUUUGUUUAGACAUUUAAAAUCUUGUUUUAAGAUAUUUAAGACUGAAGAGGACUGGACUUUUAUGACAAGCAGUAUAUAGUAUGUACAUAGUUCGGGAUGACUAACUAUCAUAGAUGGAUACUAUCAGAACCAACUCAUUCAUUUUUUGUUUGGAUUCCCCCCUCCCCAAAAUCCAAAUCCUUACACUGCUAUGCAAUACUUCAUUUUCUAUAGGCUAUAUUUGUUUCAUAUGUAACUAAAGAAUAAGCUGUUUCUAUUUUUUUUCUUAUGUCAUCUCAACAUGUUUUCAUAGCUCAUAUUUUUUUUGUGUGUUUUCAUGUUGUCCUCUUUCCCUCCCCCCUUUUUCUAAAUAAAUGUACAGGAUAUUGGAAAAAGUUGGCUUCAGAAUUAAAACUAUGAACUUUAACAGGGUUUUUUCCCUUUUUUGUAGCAUAUUGAGCUGCUAGCUCAAAGUUACAAUUCAAGAUUAAUUUCUCAGUUAAAUAUUUUGUUGGGCAGUGCCUGAUAAGCUUAAAAGCUGCUUUAUUCAAUAAAAAUAAAUGACUAUUGCAAAAAUA
This is a messenger RNA of Thamnophis sirtalis, 3837 nucleotides long. RefSeq names its product phosphoinositide-3-kinase regulatory subunit 1 (gene PIK3R1). The record is from RefSeq and is a predicted model, not a curated record. Gene Ontology annotation, biological process: phosphatidylinositol phosphate biosynthetic process; insulin receptor signaling pathway. NCBI's taxonomy places the organism in Eukaryota, Metazoa, Chordata, Lepidosauria, Squamata, Natricidae. Gene Ontology annotation, molecular function: protein binding; 1-phosphatidylinositol-3-kinase regulator activity. Gene Ontology annotation, cellular component: phosphatidylinositol 3-kinase complex.